AUGUCUAACGAGACUUCCAACGGCGUCGCGACGCCCGUCACUCCCAAGAUGAGCGGGCUUGCGUUGACUGAGUAUACCGCCGCUCCGACGCCGCCCUCUGAACGCGAGCAAAGGACGCCCGGCUUGCCUCCUAACUGGGGCAUCCCUGAAGCUUUUCUGCUUCCCAACGGUUACCCAGAUUAUCUCCGGUUGAUUUUGACGUCACGAGUAUACGAUGUUAUCGAAGAAACCCCUCUUACCCAUGCUGUCAACCUGAGUAGCCGGCUUGAAAGCCGGGUGCUUCUCAAGCGUGAGGAUUUGCUGCCGGUUUUCAGCUUCAAGCUUCGCGGCGCAUACAACAAGAUGGCUCAUUUGAACCAUGAGCAACGCUGGAAGGGCGUUAUUGCUUGCUCUGCUGGAAACCAUGCUCAAGGUGUGGCCUUUUCUGCCCGCAAGCUGAGAAUCCCCGCUACCAUCGUUAUGCCUUCCGGUACCCCCGCCAUUAAACACCUGAAUGUUGCUCGCUUGGGAGGAAGUGUCGUUCUUCAUGGAAUGGACUUCGAUGCUGCCAAGGACGAGGCUCACCGGUUGGAGAAGCAGCAUGGUCUGACAAACAUCCCACCAUUCGACGACCCUUAUGUCAUUGCUGGCCAGGGUACUAUCGGCAUGGAGCUUCUGCGCCAGGCAAACUUGGACAAGCUCGAGGCAGUCUUCUGUGCUGUUGGAGGAGGAGGUCUGAUUGCCGGAAUUGGAGUUUACCUCAAGCGUAUCGCACCCCAGGUGAAGGUCAUCGGUGUCGAGGCUUACGAUGCCAACGCUAUGGCUCAGUCCCUCGAUGCGGGUAACCGAGUCUUCCUUAAAGAGGUUGGUCUCUUUGCGGAUGGUGCAGCAGUCAAGUCGGUUGGCGAGGAAACUUGGCGUCUUAGCCGCGAGGUCAUCGACGAGGUCAUCCAGGUCUCCACCGAUGAGACCUGCGCGGCCAUCAAGGACGCCUUCGAGGAUACCCGGUCCAUCGUCGAGCCCGCUGGCGCUCUCGCUCUUGCCGGUCUCAAGAAAUAUAUUGCCAAGAACCCCAGCCCUGACCCCAACCGCGAGCUUAUUGCCAUUACCUCUGGUGCUAAUAUGGACUUCGAUCGUCUGCGGUUUGUUGCUGAGCGCGCUGCCCUUGGUGAGAAGAAGGAGGCACUUCUUAGCGUGAAGAUCCCCGAGAAGCCCGGCGCGUUCGCCAAGCUCGUUGAGAUUGUCCUGCCCACGCCGUUACCGCAUUCGGCCGAUGUGCUCAUGGGUAUCUCGCUAUCUGCCUCUACUGGCCGCGAAGAUCUGGCCAAGAUCAUGGGCGAGUUGGAGAAGGGCGGCAUGAGCUGCCGGGACUUGAGUGAUGACGAACUUGCCAAGCGUCAUGUGCGCUUCCUCGUAGGCGGCCGCUGCGAGGUCGCUGACGAGCGCAUCUUCAUGUUCGAGUUCCCCGAGCGUCCAGGUGCUCUCGCCAAGUUCCUCACCACUCUCCGUCCUGAACAGAAUAUCUCUCUGUUCCACUACCGCAACUACGGCGGUGAUGUGGGCAAGGUUCUGGCUGGAAUCCAGUGCCCGUCGCCCGAGAAGGAGGACUUGGAGUCGUUCCUUCGGGAUCUGGGCUAUCCGUUCACUGAGCACACUGACUCGCCCACUUACAAGACCUUCUUGCGUUCUGAAUAA
Molecule: messenger RNA, 1674 nt
Organism: Penicillium mononematosum
Lineage: Eukaryota; Fungi; Ascomycota; Eurotiomycetes; Eurotiales; Aspergillaceae
Product: threonine dehydratase, biosynthetic
Exons: 4
Coding region: 1-1674 (557 amino acids)
Biological process (GO): L-threonine catabolic process
Molecular function (GO): threonine deaminase activity; pyridoxal phosphate binding
Source: RefSeq, a predicted model, not a curated record